UCCGAGGUUUGUCAUUAGAAUGUGAGAAGAGCCACACAGAUAUUGCACAGACUGUUCAAAGGAGUUUGAUUUACUUUGAGAGCUACUGCUCCAUUUUAGUGUGGCAGAAAAAUGAGAUUUCAACAAUUAUUUUUUGUAUUUUUAAUUGUUAUGAUGAGUCUUCUUCUUAUCAAUGGACAGAGACCAGCUAAUUUGGCAAUGAGAAGAAAACUACACAGACUCAGCUGCCAUCAGAGGAGAUGUAUGCCUCUCCAUUCACGAGUGCCCUUCCCCUGAGAUCUUCUUUUACUGACUUCACCUGGUCUGCCAGAAGAAGAGGAUUGAAGGAAAAAUACCCACCCACACAAUCGUGUGCUUGCUUGUUCCUAUAUGAAAAGGAAUCCUUUGAAAGGACCUGGGAUGUCUUAUUAGUUUCACAAGAUUCUCUUCUUCUGUUUUCUUUUUAGAGGGAAAAUAACAUGAAUUGAAAAGCAAUUACAGUCUGAAGCACAGUUAUUACCUGCAUAAAAAAAAUCUCUCAUCUUUUCUGCACAUUAUAAUUCUUACAUGGGUUAGCAAGAAAAAUACUUUGUAAUGUCUUUGGACUUUUGAAUAGUAAAAAGUGCAAGAAUAUAAAAUUUGGCUUUCAUAGUCCUAUAAUCCUCAAAAAUAUUAAAAUAAUAUUGUAUAUGUUUGAACGAUUAUUUUUAAAAAUGCUAAAUCUGGAAUCAAUUUCAAAGACUAUUUGGCUUUGCAGAAGAGAAAAUAAUUGGUUCAUCGGUUACUUAUAUAAAAAGACUAAAAGAAGCUAUUAACUGCUACCAGUUUUAUAUUAUAGGCUUUAAUGUUUAUGAAAGAAUUUUUAUUUUGAAUAAUAUUCACUUAAAGUUGUAAUAGGACGUUUGAAAUACUGAUUGUAGCUCAUUUUAUUUUAAAACUGAAAUGUUCAUUUCUGAAUCUUUUUCUCACCAUGUAAUUACAAGAAGCCGGUGUUUGAUUUCCUUUGAAGUUCUGUUUAUUGUCCUUGAUUCACUUGUAUACCAGUAGUUUCUUAAAAGGCUCACUUAAAGUUGACAUUUAAAAUAUAGUUAUGCCAAUGAAGUCCCAGCUGGACAAUAUCUAACAUGAGUGCUCAUCAUUCUGCUAGGCUCUGUUGUGGUGCUGUUCAACCUGUGGUGGUGAGACUUGUUAAAAAAAAAAAAAAAUCAGAGGAAUUUAGGAAUAUGAAUGAUUACCCAACAAGGACAUUACCCUGUCUAAUUCUGAAUUGUAUGGAUAAUUAGAUGUUCCCAAAUUAUUGAAUAUGCUCUUAAUUUGUAUUUAUUGAAAGACUGUUAACUCAGUGUCAUAAAAUUUCUAUUAUUUUGCUAUAAGUUAAUUCAGGUAUAAAAUUUACAAAUUCAUAUCAUGAUUAAAAUUUUUACUUUGUACAAAAGUAGGAGGAGCCAUAAACUAUUAACUUUUAUUUUGCAAAAAUAAAAGGUUGGGAUUGAUAAAUAAAGAACCUGAUAUAGAAAUUCUGA
Molecule: messenger RNA, 1502 nt
Organism: Myotis brandtii (Brandt's bat)
Lineage: Eukaryota; Metazoa; Chordata; Mammalia; Chiroptera; Vespertilionidae
Gene: APELA
Product: apelin receptor early endogenous ligand
Exons: 3
Coding region: 112-276 (54 amino acids)
Biological process (GO): apelin receptor signaling pathway; heart development
Molecular function (GO): apelin receptor binding
Source: RefSeq, a predicted model, not a curated record